AUGGCUCCUGAAGAGAGCUCUAGGAGCUCACCUUUCAGUGAUGUCCCUGAGGAGGAUAUUCCUGAGAUCGCUGAGAAUCCAAAAGAGGAGCAGCAACCAGCUGGUGAUGAGGCUACAACAGACAUGGUGAAGGUGAUCAGAGGUGACAAAUUCACAUCCGCCACUAUCAGAGGGAUAAAGUGGCUGCUAUGGUGGUCGGAUGCAGGAUUUGGGGCUUUUAUCUCCUUUCCUUUCAUCCAAAUGGGUCAUUCAUACACCCAUAUGCAAGCCGAGAGGUGGUUCCCCAACCCCAGCAAUCUUCACUUGCCAGUGGGGGAGUUUGUCCCGAACUUGUAUAACUGGUUAGCUAUCCUUGGGAUUAGUUUGGGAGUUGGCUUGGAGGGACAACGAACUUUCACUUUGAGGCAUCUGUUGCAGAUUCUACGACUAGGUGGCCAUGUUGUGAGGACUGACGAGAAGAUAUUGAUAACGAGCGCUGUCUGCAAGAGUCUGGAUGUGCUACGAGCUCUGAUUGUUGGUUCUGUUGGACAUGCAUGA
This is a messenger RNA of Ilex paraguariensis (yerba mate), 537 nucleotides long. The record is from the annotation of a GenBank genome assembly. Lineage: Eukaryota; Viridiplantae; Streptophyta; Magnoliopsida; Aquifoliales; Aquifoliaceae.